GGCUCAUGGCGGCGGCGGCGCGGUGACGGUUUUAAUUUCAAGAGAAAAAUGUCACUUUACGAUGACUUGGGAGUUGAGACCAGCGAUUCUAAAACAGAAGGCUGGUCCAAAAAUUUCAAACUACUACAGUCUCAAUUGCAGGUGAAGAAAGCAGCUCUCACACAAGCAAAGAGUCAGCGAACAAAACAAACAACAGUCCUUGCUCCAGUGAUUGACCUGAAACGAGGUAGCUCUUCUGAUGAGAGACAGAUUGUGGACACACCACCUCAUGUAGCAGCUGGGUUAAAGGAUCCUGUACCUAGUGGUUUUUCUGCGGGAGAUGUGUUGAUUCCUUUGGCAGAUGAGUAUGAUCCCAUGUUCCCAAAUGACUAUGAAAAAGUUGUAAAACGUCAAAGAGAGGAACGACAGAGGCAGCGUGAGCUGGAGAGGCAAAAGGAGAUUGAAGAAAGAGAAAAAAGACGUAAAGACAGACAUGAAGCCAGUGGAUUUUCAAGAAGACCAGAUCCAGAUUCUGAUGAAGAUGAAGAUUAUGAAAGGGAGAGACGAAAAAGAAGUAUGGGAGGAGCUGCCAUUGCACCACCCACUUCUCUUGUUGAGAAGGAUAAAGAACCUGUAGCUUCAUUUCCAUUUGAAGAGGAGUCGAGACCUCGGGCACCAUCUUCCAAAGCAGCUAUUCCUCCUCCAGUGUACGAUGAGCCAGAAAGACCUCGCUCCCCCACGGGACCUAGCAACUCCUUCCUUGCUAACAUGGGAGGGACAGUGGCUCAUAAAAUCAUGCAGAAGUAUGGUUUCAGAGAGGGCCAGGGGCUGGGAAAGCAUGAACAGGGGCUGAGCACAGCACUGUCAGUAGAGAAAACAAGCAAGAGGGGUGGCAAGAUCAUUGUUGGUGAUUCUGCAGAGAAAGAAACGGGCAAGAAAGCGGAUUCUAACCCCUUGACUGAGAUACUGAAAUGCCCAACUAAAGUGGUCUUACUAAGGAACAUGGUAGGUGCUGGGGAGGUGGACGAAGAUCUAGAAGUUGAAACUAAGGAGGAAUGCGAGAAAUAUGGCAAGGUUGGGAAAUGUGUCAUCUUUGAGAUUCCUGGUGCCCCUGAUGAUGAAGCUGUAAGAAUAUUUUUAGAGUUUGAACGGGUUGAAUCUGCCAUCAAAGCUGUUGUGGAUCUAAAUGGAAGAUACUUUGGAGGCAGAGUCGUGAAGGCUUGUUUCUACAACCUGGACAAGUUCAGAGUCCUGGAUCUGGCAGAGCAAGUUUGAUUUUAAAAAUCUAGCUCAAGGUGUCACUGUUUUGGCAAUCAUGUUUUCAGCGGUAGGCUGGGAAUAAAGAAGAGAAAAGUAGCUUUCCUAGCAAACUGGAAACAAGCCUCAUUGAAUGGAUUUUUCGCAUUCGUUGUGACUUAACAUUUUUUGUAAUAUAAAGCCCUUUGAAAGUAAGAUUCACGUCUGUGUGUUUUUGAAUUGCACAAUUCUGCUUAUUGCUCUGGGGAUCCUGUUUUUUUUGAGCUUUCAGAUGACUUCCUUCUUUUGAAAACCCACUGCUGAGGAGAUGCUUUAUCUGUAGUCCUGCUUUCCUUGUUCUGGUGCUUCAUCGUGGAGUCCCCGUGCUGCAUCCACAAUAAGUGGGAAGCUUUGGAAAAGGACUGUGUGCUAUCAUGCUUCUCUUCCCUGAUGGUAUCUCUCAGAGUUACAGCCUUGCUCUCGUAAGUCCUCGCCUGCACGCCAGAGUGAUUUGGGGUCGUUGGACAGUUGGCAGCUAGUUUGUUCUCUCCUGACUCCAGGACAAUACUUUCCAUGCCAGAAUGGAGACUGCAGUAACAAGGAAUGAGUCUUUCUUCCCAAAUCCAAAGAAAAUACAUGUUUAACCCAGGGAAAUGGAAGGAGGAAAGAAUUUAAAAAGCUUAGCCUUUUGAAUCGGAAUGAGUGGACUGUUAGCAGGAGCUCUGUGCUGCCAGGCAGUCUUUGCUAGAAGUAUCCAGGGUUAACUGAUUACAGGUCAUUAUUGAAAUGCUAUAGGUAGAACUGAGGGAAACUCAUUCUUGUAUCUGGCCAGCUAUCAGAUUCUCACUUCCUCUAAUAGCACAUGUAAGUAACUAACUUUUUGUUUAAUUGAUUCAAACCUGGCAUUUGGUCUCUCUAUUUCUCUAUUUGAGGUCAAAUAACAUCAGGGUUAGGCUUUUUGUUUUUUGAGCAGGAGUGCCAAGUAGGAAGCGAUGGAAGAAAAUUCUUAUAUGAAAAUCUGAAGAGUUGACAAACUAAACUACUAAAUACUACAACUCUUGGUUUUUUUUAAUCCAGUGUGAAAUAACGCAUAGCACUCUGCUCCUGGUUCUAUGUUUGCUUUUUGUUUGGGAACAGUAUGUUGCAAAGAGUUGGCAAGAGGUGGCUAUGCAAUGAUGGCAGUUGUCUCUGCUCCAUUGCACCUAGAAUUGUGCAGAUACUGAAAUGGAAGUGAGCUCUGAGGGCAUUUUAGCUGUGUGAAAGCUGAUGCUGGAUGUCUUUUUCCUGUUAUACACAUGUAUUGGGGGGUGGGGGUAUAGACCUGUAGUUGAUCAACGCUGUGAAUAUCUGCAGUUAUUCCCCUUUUAUUAAGUUUUGGCUGCAGAUCUAUAUGACAAACCCUUGGUCUUGUGUUUCGCUUAUUUUGUCUGCUUGUGUUCCACCAACCUCUGUACAAACAUUUGCUUGUAAAACAGAAAACAAUUUUUAAAAAAACUUGUAUUUUACCUACUGUGUGUUGGCUUCCUUACUGUCCUCUUCUCUUGCACAAGGCCUUCCCACAGAGCAGUCACUUCUACACCACGUGUGCUGCUGUUGGCAAUCACUGUAAUCCACCAUUAGAAAACCUCACUACAGCAGAGGUGACUAACCGGCCUGACUAAUACUAAAACCACAGG
Gavia stellata (red-throated loon) is the source of this 2891-nucleotide messenger RNA. It is a transcript of the gene RBM17, whose product is annotated as RNA binding motif protein 17. The record is from RefSeq and is a predicted model, not a curated record. Gene Ontology annotation, cellular component: precatalytic spliceosome. Gene Ontology annotation, biological process: alternative mRNA splicing, via spliceosome; mRNA cis splicing, via spliceosome. The transcript is spliced from 12 exons. NCBI's taxonomy places the organism in Eukaryota, Metazoa, Chordata, Aves, Gaviiformes, Gaviidae. The coding region runs from base 49 to 1254 and encodes 401 amino acids. Gene Ontology annotation, molecular function: RNA binding.